Columba livia (rock pigeon) is the source of this 3092-nucleotide messenger RNA. RefSeq names its product CDC42 small effector 2 (gene CDC42SE2). The transcript is spliced from 8 exons. Gene Ontology annotation, molecular function: small GTPase binding. Bases 861 to 1115 code for a protein of 84 amino acids. Gene Ontology annotation, biological process: regulation of Rho protein signal transduction. The record is from RefSeq and is a predicted model, not a curated record. Lineage: Eukaryota; Metazoa; Chordata; Aves; Columbiformes; Columbidae. Gene Ontology annotation, cellular component: plasma membrane.
AUCGAUAGCGCUGACGGGCAGCGGCAGCCGACUCGCCGCCGCCCGGCCUCCUUUGUCCCCUCCUCUCCCCGCCGCGCCCAGCCCAGCCGGCAGCGCGGAGCGGAGCGGGCCGGCCCGGGGAUCCCCUCCCCGCGCCGCUGAGGUCGCCAUCUUCACCCCCAGCCCGCCUCAGAACCUGCCGGCCGGGCUCCCGGGAGGGCGGGAGGGGGCCUGCGCCGCGCCCGCCCGCUGCAUGUGACCGCCGGGAGGCAGCGGCCUCCUCCGCGGAUCUCGUCUGCGUCCUCCUCCGCCCCCCAGCGCGGCGGGGAGGGGGCGCGGGGGUGCCCGGCAGCUGGGAACGGAGGUGCCGGGGCGCGGCGGGCAGACAAAGGAGCGGGCACCGCCGUGGGCAGCGGUCAGGAUAACAUAAGCUCCUGCAACUUUUAACUCUGAAGUUGGAUGUGCAUUAAACUAAUUGGGGAUCUCUUCAGUAACUUGCUGCUUGAAGAAAGGACCAGAGUAACUGAAGUUUUACAAUUCAGGUACUCUGUAAUAAACUUGUGUUCUACCUUAUUCUCUGUGCUUCUGAGCAUCAUUCAUGAGGUUCACGUAACGCUAGGGACCAAAGAAGCAUAUGUAACAUUUCUGUGGUGCUGGGACCAACCUUCUGAAAGAAGACUCUAAAACAACUAUUGCCUUCAAGUUAUUUGCCCUGGGACUGCCUUGAGUUUGGAGAAGAUAUCAACAGAGAAAAGAUUUUCACAUUUGAACAAUUACAAAUAAACCUAUUUAAAGAACUUAGUACAGAACCUGGAGACAGAUUUAUAGAGGUUGAGUCCUGCUUUUCAUCUGUGAAACUUCAUCGCUUCAGACUGUCAACAAUGAGUGAGUUUUGGUUGUGUUUCAACUGCUGUAUUGCAGAACAGCCUCAGCCUAAAAGACGACGGCGGAUUGACCGAAGCAUGAUUGGGGAGCCAACAAACUUUGUUCACACAGCUCAUGUGGGAUCAGGAGACCUGUUCAGUGGAAUGAAUUCGGUCAGCUCAAUUCAGAAUCAAAUGCAGUCCAAGGGAGGCUAUGGAGGUGGCAUGUCUGCAAAUGUUCAGAUGCAGCUUGUAGAUACAAAGGCAGGAUAGCCUUCGGGAAACCCUUCCAGUUUAUGUGAGUUCCUGUAUCUUCUUCCCUGUGUCCCCUCUUUUGCCUUGGUGACUGCUUUCUGUGCUUAUGACAAGAGAAGUGAUGGCUCAUUGUUCACCCUUUGUGAUUACUCCAGUGAAGAUUUGCUGUUCUGCUCUGAUGAUGCCAUUUAUCAGAUUGGUCUGACCGUGCCUUUUGGUGGCAUGCACACAUUGGCCUCUACCAGUAUCAUGGACAUAGAGCUGUUUAGGAUGGGUUUUAAGUUUUUGUUUGCCUUAAGGCAAGUUAAAGCACCAACCUUAUAUUCCCUCAUCCCUCAGAAAUAUUAAUGCACAAGAUUUGGUUGCUUUUUAGUCUUUAAAUUUUUUUUUCACUCAAGUAAUUUAGAAACAAGUGAGUUUCCACUAAUGUCUUCAGUCAUCUGUUGUUCAUACCCAUCUUUUAAAGGUCUGCGACCUGCAAGCACAAAUGAUUAUUUCAUACAAAAUCAGCAGAGUAGAUGACUGCAUGCUUUGUGAAGUUGCUUUGUAUGGUGGCCUGCUUGGUGCUAGGAGAAAAAAAAAACUUGCCUACUGCAGACUGGUGAGAAACUUUGCUGUGGCACCAAGUCAUGCCUGUUCCUGAAAAAGGACUUGUAACUUAGCUGCUUCAGAGUUAUGUCUUCAUUUUAGUUUUCAUCCAGCUGGUCUUGAAAUAAUAAAGAGAGAGCUUGCAUUCAUGAGGCAUUUGUUGUAAAUGUUCGGUAUAUUUAUUUUGAAAGAGCUGAUCUGAAGACUGUAAAUCAGUGUAGUACCGUAUCUAAGUGUUGUGGAAACACUUCAGUCUGUUUAAAAAGAAAAGAAAAGCAUCAUGUUUGGCUGCUCUUUUUUCUUUUUACCAUUUUUCUUAAUUCUGGGCUGUAUGUUUGUUUCCAGCAACAGCAUGUCAGACUGCCUGCAAUAUUAGCUGAAAAGUUUAGUAGACCUCUCUAAGUAGUUGGCAGUUUCUGUGUACUAAAUGUUUAGGGGCCAUGGGAGUUGCCGAGAGCAACAUACUAACCUGGCAGAACAGAUGCCGAUUAAAACAACAUACAGGGUGACUUUUUACUAAGUCAGUAAAACGCCUUUUGCUCAGGUUCCAAAGCAUGUUUCUUUCACAUGUUGUGAAAUUGUAUUUUAAUAUUGCACUGUUUUCAGAUUAUUGCUGUAGAUUGUCCCUUUUUUUCCUCCUUGUUGGUGGUUUGAGCGAAGUCAAUGAUUGAGUCCUGGUUGAGUUAAAUUUUUAUGUGGUUGAAAAAACCCACCCAAACAAAUAAAGCAUAACUGAGCCUAGUCAAAUCCAUUUUUAUACACAUACACGCAUGUAUUCAUAAAUACAGAUUGCCGUCAUAUAUGAUUCUUUAUUCUUUUUCCAUCCUUUCCCUGAUUUCACUUUGCAACAGCUGUCAGGUUGAUUUAAACAUGUAUAAACCUACCAACUCUGCUCUCACAGUUUGCAAAGAACAUACAAAAUGCAGGGCCGUGGAGGUAGUUUGCCUUCUCUCUGUUUUCCUCCAGUGGCAGGUGUCAGUUGUCUGGUUGAAUAGUUUGAACUAGGUUGGAUAGUCUUCACUGAUAAAGGUACUGAUUUGUCAUGACAGAAGAUCAAGAUGUUCAAUUGUCUGGGUGCAUAAACAUGUGGCAGUGCAGUGAGUUUUGUUUUUUUUUUUCCAGUGAUCAACAUGUCCAGUGCCACUUUAUCAAUGAGUCUUAACUACAUUUUGGUUAUGAAAUUAUUUGAGCUUUGUCACUGGUAAUAGCGGCUUAAAUUGCUUGCCAAACAUAUCUUGCACUUGUCAAAAUGUUUUUGGCUCAAUAGCCAGGAAAAAAAAAUUGACAUAUUUUUAUAACAGACAUAAUUUGUACAUUGUGUUCAUUCUUGAAUAAAGUCAGUUCAGUGUUGGCUUGUAGAUAUUAAAAGGAAAGUAUUGACUUUGAUUCAAUAAAUGUUUUCUUUCA